Molecule: messenger RNA, 2398 nt
Organism: Python bivittatus (Burmese python)
Lineage: Eukaryota; Metazoa; Chordata; Lepidosauria; Squamata; Pythonidae
Source: RefSeq, a predicted model, not a curated record
GCAUUGGAAACGAAAGUCAAGAAUUCAGGUAAGGGAGAAAGUUCUAGCAGAACCAGGAAAUAAAUAGAGAAUCUAAAGAAUAUGUCUUGGAGGACUGCUGGUCAGAGCAUUGGAAAACGAAAGUCAAGAAUUCAGGUAAGGGAGAAAGUUCUAGCAGAACCAGGAAAUAAAUAGAGAAUCUAAAGAAUAUGUCUUGGAGGACUGCUGGUCAGAGCAUUGGAAAACGAAAGUCAAGAAUUCAGGUAAGGGAGAAAGUUCUAGCAGAACCAGGAAAUAAAUAGAGAAUCUAAAGAAUAUGUCUUGGAGGACUGCUGGUCAGAAUUGCAUGUGACGUCUUGACCUAUCUCCAGCUCCAUGUGUUCCUUCUUCUCUACUGUUUGUAUCACGAUACUUCUGCAGAUCUCACAUGUAGCAGGUAGAUAUUCAAUCAGACCACCAAAUAAUCCUGUGAUUGGAUACCUUGAAAAGGAAGUAAUCUUGCCAUGUGUGCUAGAAACUUUGAAGCCAAUUGCAAAUGCCAGCUUCAGAAUUCAAUGGAUCUUGGAAAAAUCAGAAAAAAUUGAAGUGAAAAACUAUAACAGAAAGCAUGGGGAAACACAGGAUAGAAGAUAUCAGGGUCGAACGGAGCUCUUUGCUUCUGAGAUUAAUAAAGGCAACAUGUCCCUGCUCCUGAGGAACAUAAGUCUCUUUGACCAGGGACUAUACACCUGUAAGAUCUACCUUGAUGACUGGUAUUACAUGAUUCUGGUUCAGCUAGUUUUAGUAGCAAAUGGAGGUGACCCCACUAUUACCUUGGCAGAUUACAAGGGCCAAGGUAUUGGUCUCACCUGCAGCUCUGAGGGGUGGUAUCCAAGACCUCAGGCUCUCUGGCUGGACAGCAGAGGGGAAAACCGGACAGAGAAGUCAGCCAUAGCAAACACAGAGGUCGUGGCGGGUAUCUUUUGGGUUUUUGGUUCCAUUACACUGGAGCCAGGAGUGGAUAAUGAAGUCUCCUGCAAAAUCAUCAACAAUCUAGUAAAGAGUGAGAGAGAAUCCCGAAUCCUCAUUUCUGAUGCUUUUUAUCCAACUUCUUCCCCUUGGAUUGCACCCUUCAUAAUCAUUUUAGUGCUUUUUGGUUGCCUCAUUACUUUUCUGGCAUAUAAAUGGAGACGUAAGUAUUAUAAAUUUGUUACUAGGAGAAUUUGUGAAAUUAUGUCCACAAAAUAUUUUAGGAAAUGCCUCUUUUUCUGUGUUUGUGCUAAUAAAUGUGUCAUGUGGCAGAAAAAUAGAAAUGCACUCAACUACAUUCUACAUAGCUACUAUAAUUUCUCUCCAGAAAGCAUGGUAGCCUUGAUCUUCUUUGUUGUAGAAACGGAGAAGUGCACAUUUCAAGCAGCUCUUGCUGACAUCCAGGAGCAUCCAGAACGACUACAACAUGAAUUAGGACUAAGAAGAAUUCAGAGUCAUGCAGUUGCAGUUUAUUUGGAUUCAGACUGCAAGCAUCCAGACAUCACCAUCAGCAAAGAUGGGAAAACAGCUACACUUAAUGCUUUUGGAGAAGCAAAGUCUGCUGUGGGUUCUCUAGUGGUUGUGGGGAAAGAGGGUUAUGUUGCUGGGAAGCAUUACUGGGAGGUAAAGGUCGGGAAGCGGCUGGACUGGGAGCUGGGGGUGCUGACUCAGGGUGAAAGGGACAGAACCAGAAAGGGGAAGUUUUCUGUGGCCCUUGGAGAAGAACACUGGGCACUGAAAUGUGUCAGAGGAGAUUUAUUUUCUAGUCAAAAUGAGGAAAAGAUUGAAAAAAAACAGCAUGUGCCUUAUUCAAAUAUCGGCUUAUUUCUGGAUCAAGAAUCAGGAACAAUACAAUUCUAUAGUUCCACUAUGGAAACAGUACUGCUUAUAACCACCAUUGUCCUUCAGUCAACUGAGAAAUUGCACCCAUUAUUAAGUUUUGGUGAGUGUGCCCUAGAUUCUGCUCAAGGUCCAUUAGAAGUCAUCCAUAUGAAAAUCCCACUUCCUUUUCAGAAAGUUUGAAAAAGCGGGAAGAGAUUCAUUAGAUUUUUCUGAGAAAUAUCUCAACACAAAGAAAGUAAAAUAAUUGGUAUCAAACAUUCCAUAAAAAUUCAUCCAGGUGGAUCUUUUGUUUUGGUUUACAAUUUUAAAAACCAUUGACUAUGUGUUGUCCUAGCUAUAACCUGAGCCUUGCCAGCACAGGUGGAGCUCUUUCCUGCGGCUUUAGGUCCUCAGCUAGGCAAGGCAUCCUGGAAUUUUGUUUCUCAUAUAUAGCUUAGUCCUGGUGAAAAAAGGGAUAGUUUAUGACUAUAUUGUAUAUUUUUAUUUAAACUUUCCAUUCCAUGGAUCUAUGACAGUCAUUUGUUUAUACUGUAUUGCACAUCAAAUAAAAUAAAAAUAAUGAAGAAUA